Molecule: messenger RNA, 1731 nt
Organism: Eucalyptus grandis
Lineage: Eukaryota; Viridiplantae; Streptophyta; Magnoliopsida; Myrtales; Myrtaceae
Exons: 4
Coding region: 1-1731 (576 amino acids)
Source: RefSeq, a predicted model, not a curated record
AUGGAGAAUUUCACUGAGGAGGAAGUUACCAUAGCUAUGCAGCAGCUUGGAGCUUUUAAGGCACCCGGUCCUGAUGGGUUCCACGGAAUAUUUUAUAGAGAACAUUGGCCAGUUGUCUCCAAAGACAUCCAUCAAGCACUGCAGCUCUUAUUCACCACAGGCCAUCUAGAUCCUGCACUAAACAGAACACAAAUCACACUGAUACCCAAAGUCCCACAGCCAGAAAAACUAGAGCAAUAUCGCCCUAUCAGUCUCUGCAACUUCCUAUACAAAAUAAUCUCUAAAGUCCUUACAAACAGACUCAAACCUAUCCUACCCCAUAUCAUCGCAGAGGAACAGAGCGCUUUUGUGGGAGGCAGGCAGAUUCAGGACAACAUAUUGAUAGUACAGGAAGUGCUCCACAGACUCCGAACUAGCAACAAGAGGAAGAAAUUUCAAGCAGUCUUAAAACUAGACAUGCAAAAGGCUUAUGAUCGCAUUGAGUGGGAUUUUCUUAAGGCAUGCCUAACAAAAAUGGGCUUCUGUGACAAAUGGAUAACAUGGAUAAUGCAAUGUGUGAGCACAAUUAUGGAAUGUCAAAACCUUGCUGAUAUACUUAAUCAGUACUGCUUUGCUUCAGGCCAGGCAAUUAACCUCAACAAAUCAGGCAUCUACUUUAGUAAAGGAUGUCCUACAGAUCUAAGAAGAAAUAUGGCAUCUGCUCUUAGGGUUCCAGAAAUCGCAAAGACAGGGAAAUAUCUGGGCAUACCUUCAGACUGGGGACACUCCAAGAAUGACAUGUUCGCUUGGAUCCUAGCUCGGGUAAACUCCAAGUUGAGCAGCUGGAAGGAAAAACUGUUAUCAAAAGCUGGAAAGGAAAUUCUCAUAAAAGCAGUAGUACAAGCUAUCCCUCAGUACGCGAUGUCUAUAUACAAAAUUCCCAUAUCAAUCUGUAAAGCAAUAGAGAAGAAGGUUGCCUCUUUUUGGUGGAAAAGCAACGAGAAAAAUACUGCAAUCCACUGGAAGAAGUGGGAUUUGUUGAAAACAGGGAAAGGCGAAGGGGGAUUGGGAUUUAAAGAUCUACAGACUGUUAAUAAAGCACUGCUAGCAAAGCAGAUGUGGCGCAUAAUUCAAAAUCCAGACUCUUUGUUAACCAGAUUAUGGAAAGGGCUAUAUUACUCACAGAGAGAUUUCUGGACUGCAGGCAAAGGGUCAAGGCCUUCGUGGGGAUGGCAGAGUAUCAUCAUGGCAAGGGACUCGGUUGCUCCUCAAGUCAUGCAUAGGAUUGGCAAUGGCAAAAACACUCCAAUUAGAACAGCGAGAUGGCUAAAGAGUGGAACGAUUCGUAUUAAUGUGGAUGCAGCUUUCGACCCAGAUUUGGAAAGGAACACAGCAAACACCGAUACGACAGAACCUCCCACUGAGAUGACAGAGCCUCCUCGACAUCGCGCGGCCAUACCAUGUGUAUGCAGAGAUCACCGAGGCCUCAUCGUUGAUGGUUUCGCGAAGCCAGUCGCUGCGACUUCGGCUCUCCAGACUUCAACAGAGUUGAGUUGGGAACUGAAUCCGACCGGGAGCCGGGCCCAGGCAAAAUUACUUCACCUUCCGGGCCUGACGUUGGCCCACUAUAGCAAAAACUUAAACCGCCUUGCGGACUGGAUCGCGAAGGCAUGCCGAAACAACUCUCUACCCCCAGACUGGAUUUAUAAUCCCCCCCUGUCUUAUUUGAUCUACUAUGCUUUGAUGCUCUGA